Messenger RNA from Malania oleifera, 1911 nucleotides. RefSeq names its product F-box protein SKIP22-like. Gene Ontology annotation, molecular function: protein binding. The record is from RefSeq and is a predicted model, not a curated record. Lineage: Eukaryota; Viridiplantae; Streptophyta; Magnoliopsida; Santalales; Ximeniaceae. The coding region runs from base 89 to 1714 and encodes 541 amino acids. The transcript has a single exon.
CAUCUUAAUAGCUGAAUGCAAAGAACGGAACAGGACCUGUGAAGUCGCUUCUCGCUGCUAAAGAAACUCUCAUCAAUCCAUCGCCGUCAUGAAGCUGAGAAUCAGAUCUCUGGACUCCAAGGAAACCCUAAAAAUCGAAGUGCCCGACUCCUGUUCUCUGCAACACUUCAAAGAAAUCAUUUCUCAGAGAAUAUCUUCUUCUUCGUCGUCGGCUUCUUCCAUGCAUCUUUCCCUCAACAGAAAGGAUGAGAUUCAGGCUUCUUCGGAUGCCGCUCUCCAAUCUUUGGGCAUCACAUCAGGUGAUCUUAUCUUCUACACUGUCGAUCCUCAUGUCUUCUCUUCACAAACCCUAACUUUCCCAUCUCAAACACCCUUGGCAUCGGAAAUUCACACCCCAGAAAACGUCCCAAUUCAUGAUUCUCCUCCCGUACAAGAACAAUUGAGAAAUUCUAUUGUUUGUGAAACUCCGCGUCAAAAUCAGGCUAGUGUUAUUGAUGUUCGUGAGGGAAAACUAAAAGCGUCUGCGAGUUCCGAGCCUGAAUGUUUGCAAUCCGAGAUGAGCGGGGAUAAUGUUAAGGAAGAUGAAACCCUAGGUUUGGAUAGUAUACAGAAAGAGAAAACGCCAAAUUUGAGGACUCAGAAAGGUGAGACCUUAGAUUUUGCUGCUACGGAGGAUACCGAUGUUGAUUAUGGGCAUUAUGUUGUCGGAAAGAGAUUCACCUUGCCUUUGUUUCUGAGGAAGGUCUUGAGAGAGGAGGCCGGUGGUGAUGGGUAUGAUCACAAACUUUUGAUUAUUGCUGUUCAUGCUGUCCUGUUGGAGUCUGGUUUUGUUGAGUUUGAUUCCACGUCGGGAAUGAAGAUUGAUAGGUUUCAUCUUCUCAACCAGUGGCCAUCGGCUGACUUCUCUAUGUCGAUAUUGUAUACUUUGCCUGAUCUAAUAGCUCCUGGUUCUGGUGUAGUUGAAACUGUGGUUUUAAAGUUUCAGAGUUUGGGGAAAUUUGUUAAUAUUUAUGGUUCUUUGGCUAGGAAUGGGUCUGGGCUGUAUCGGGUGUGCUUGGAUAAACACCGAUUCUUGUCAUCCAUAAGUUUUGUGUGGAGGUAUCGAAAUUCAACUGAUGGAAUGAAUGACAUAGAGGGUUCUUCUAGUAUGUUCUCUGUAAGCGAAGUGUUUGAAUUUUGGAAGAUUGUGAAGGAUGGGCUUGCAUUGCCACUCAUGAUAGAUCUCUGUGAGAGGACUGGUUUGGAUCCUCCACCAUGCCUAAUGCGCCUCCCGACAGAACUUAAGCUUAAGAUUUUGGAGUCACUACCGGGUAUUGAUAUUGCGAAGAUGGCGUGUGCUUGUUCGGAAUUCCAGUAUUUAUCUUUGAAUAAUGAGUUAUGGAAACAAAAGUUUGCAGAGGAGUUUGGAGAUGGUGCAGGUCCUGCAGGAGAGCAGGGAGGGAACCAAUGGAAAGAGAUGUUUGGCUUGUCAUGGGAGAAUAGGAAGAAGAGAAAGAGGGCCAGUGUCAUGGUGAGACGCUUACAAUUUGUUGACAGGCCUGGACCUUUUUUCUUGAGAAGAGGCCCAGAGCCAUUUAUUAUAGGUGGAGAAUAUGACCGCCUGCCAGUUCUUGGCAUCCCUUCUCCUUUUGGGCAAACUGGUGGGGCAUUUCGUCAAUUGUCAGCAAGACGGAAUUUCGCACCUCAUUGUAAUCUGGGAGGAUUUGAUGCUUAGUCAGGCAACUCGAGGUUGCACCUGGAUCUUGUUUGAGUACAGGAAGUUAAUCCCUUGAGGUUCUUGAAGUGGAUGUUUUAAGUCUGUGUUUAUGGAUUGUAAAUAUUCUGCUAGAUCUGUUAUUUGACUAUAUGAGGUGCUUCUUUUUUGGAUAUUAUCAUGUUAUGGAAUAAAAUUCACAUGGUUUAUCUCUGUCA